AUGGCUAUCAAACAAAUUCUCGUCUUCACUCUCGCUGCUAUGGCGGCAUUCCCUGCCGUGGCCCAUCCUGUCAACGUCACCAACUUCGUCAGAGCGAGAGCGAUCGCUGCAGGGCCUUCCAUCGACCUGCUGAAGCCUGGCGACGACGGGGCCAGGAGCAUCGCCAACGUUGUGGGUGAUGUGGCAGGUGUUAUAACCGGCAUACCCAUGAGCCCCGGUGAAGAUCCUGCUGAGGGGGGUGCUCUUCCUGGUGAUAUGUACGGCGUUCCCGGUGACGUGUACGGCAUACCCAUCGACGACCCUUAUUCCACUCCAACCUACUAUGACGGACCGCCCUCCAGAACGUCUCCAGAAUACGCCAAGAUGACGCUCAGAUGCCGGGCCAAAGGGUGUGACAGCGUGGUCAAGGUCUAUGACCUCAACAUGCCGGUACCGACGCACAGCUGUCCACGAGACGCGCUGGCGGCGCUGGCCAAGUGGCGUCUGUUCUGCGACAGACCCCCUAAAGUUUUCAAUAAUCUGAUUCAGACGGAACCCAACUGUUGGAGCAGAGCGCCCUCCAUCGACAAAUGCUGCGGCGAAUGGGUCGACGCCGACGAUCCCAAAUACAGGAGCUAUCCGUCGCGAUACGUCCCCACGGAAAAGGGGUUUGCAGACGACACCUACAUCGCGGCUUGGGUACCACAGACGGACGAUAAUGGAGGCCGGCGCAUCAUCAAGCCGGGCUGGCACGAGUACAACGUGAAGACGGACAGGUGUCAGUUCUGGAGGCCCGAGGACGAACUCGAGUUUGCAUACUUCAUCAACACGCUGCCAAACUAUGGGAUCUGGGACGUUGACGAGACGGGCAAGAUUUGGGGUCAAACAGCCUACAAUGCCGAAGGCGUUUCUCCGGGGGCGCUGAUACCAGGCUCCGACAGCGAACUGGACGCGGCAAAGGGUCUGGGGGGAUGA
Fonsecaea erecta is the source of this 954-nucleotide messenger RNA. RefSeq lists its product as hypothetical. The coding region runs from base 1 to 954 and encodes 317 amino acids. NCBI's taxonomy places the organism in Eukaryota, Fungi, Ascomycota, Eurotiomycetes, Chaetothyriales, Herpotrichiellaceae. The transcript has a single exon. The record is from RefSeq and is a predicted model, not a curated record.